UGUUCGUUGGUUUGGGUGUAGGAGCAGAGAAUAGAGAUCCGACAGUGUAGCGAAAAGGUAAAGGAUUAUUUCCAAGUGCUAACUGUUUGGUUUCGUUCCGAAUUCAAUUCUUCACUGUUUCUGUUCGUCAACCAACCAGCAUCAGCAUGUCAAAAUUCUCUUCGUGGUUCUCUCGCUUGCGUUCUUCGUCUAAGCACUUCUACGGUUACCGCACCGCUCCCACCGUUUUCAACGGCCACCGAACCACCACCUCUCUGCUUCCUCUCGCUCUCGCUAUUUCCGCUGGAUCACUCGCUCUUCAACCACACUUCAACCCUUCCUUCUGCGACAACGAUAGAGGUGUGACUGUUGGGGGCAAAGGUAGCACUCAACUAGUUGUUAAGGGAUCCAAGAAAGAAAUUCCGCCGGAGCUUCUUCAGGAGUUGAGAAUUGUCUGUCAGGAUGACAUAUCGCUUGAUUACGAUGAGAGAUAUAACCAUGGAAAACCACAAAACAGUUUUCACAAGGCUGUCAAUAUCCCAGAUGUGAUUGUUUAUCCGAGAUCUGAAGAGGAAGUCUCCAAGAUUGUCAAAUUAUGUAACGAUCAUAAGGUUCCUAUUGUACCAUAUGGCGGAGCUACAUCAAUUGAGGGUCACACCUUAUCCCCUCAUGGAGGAGUUUGCAUUGACAUGUCAUCAAUGAAAAGAGUGAAAGCAUUACAUGUGGAUGACAUGGAUGUUGUUGUUGAGCCUGGCAUUGGGUGGAUGGAGCUUAAUGAGUAUUUGGAACCUUACGGCUUAUUUUUUCCACUUGAUCCAGGUCCUGGUGCUAGCAUUGGAGGCAUGUGUGCUACACGCUGCUCCGGUUCAUUAGCUGUGAGGUAUGGAACUAUGCGUGAUAAUGUCGUCAGUCUCAAGGUGGUUCUUGCCAAUGGAGAUAUUGUGAAGACUGCAUCACGUGCUAGGAAGAGUGCUGCAGGGUAUGAUUUGACCCGCUUGAUGAUUGGAAGUGAAGGGACACUUGGUGUUAUAACAGAAGUAACACUGAAGCUUCAGAAACUUCCCCAGUAUUCAGUGGUUGCAAUGUGCAAUUUCCCUUCUGUGAAGGAUGCGGCAAAUGUUGCUAUUGCCACCAUGAUGUCUGGUAUACAGGUGUCAAGGGUAGAGCUACUAGAUGAAGUCCAAGUGAAAGCUAUCAAUAUGGCUAAUGGGAAGAAUUUGCCUGAAUGUCCAACUUUAAUGUUUGAAUUCGUAGGAACAGAGGCAUAUGCACGUGAACAAACACAAAUUGUUCGGAAACUUGUUUCUGAGCACAAUGGCUCUGAUUUUGUAUUCGCAGAAGAACCAGAAGAAAAAAAAGAACUUUGGAAGGUAAGGAAAGAGGCACUCUGGGCUUGCUUUGCAAUGGAACCUAAUAUGGAGGCAAUGAUUACAGAUGUAUGUGUUCCUUUAUCUCAACUUGCCAAUUUGAUUUCAAAAUCUAAAAAGGAGCUGGAUGCAUCACCACUAAUUUGCACAGUAAUUGCGCAUGCUGGUGAUGGUAAUUUCCACACGGUUAUUCUAUUUGAUCCUGCCCAAGAAGAACAGCGGCAGGAGGCGGAGAGACUCAACAAAUUUAUGGUUUAUGCUGCCUUGUCAUUAGAAGGAACCUGUACUGGUGAACAUGGUGUUGGCACCGGAAAAAUGAAGUAUCUUGAAGAAGAACUCGGAGUGGAAGCAUUGAGGACAAUGAAAAAAAUAAAAACAGUCCUAGAUCCCAACAAUAUCAUGAAUCCAGGAAAACUCAUCCCUCCCCAUAUUUGUUUCUAGUAGUAACGUGACUCCAAGAAGUAUGUUUAUAGUAUAGAAAACCAUGGAUAAACAUGGUCUUCUCAAUUUUACAAAAUCAACGUAUUGCUGUUUGAUGUUUCUAACAUCAGGCAAUAUCUGUAGUAUACAUUUUCUCCAUGUAAUUUCUUCAUUGAAUGCUUCAGGCCAUUUUUAAAUUAAGUUUCAUAAUGUGUUAGAGAGUAAUAUGGAAAAUAUUACUCUUCUUUUGUCUUUUAUUAUCUGUAGUAUACAUUUUCUCCAUGUAAUUUCUUCAUUGAAUGCUUCAGGCCAUUUUUAAAUUAA
Cajanus cajan (pigeon pea) is the source of this 2090-nucleotide messenger RNA. RefSeq names its product FAD-linked oxidases family protein. Gene Ontology annotation, cellular component: mitochondrion. Gene Ontology annotation, molecular function: FAD binding; D-lactate dehydrogenase (cytochrome) activity; D-lactate dehydrogenase (NAD+) activity. The record is from RefSeq and is a predicted model, not a curated record. NCBI's taxonomy places the organism in Eukaryota, Viridiplantae, Streptophyta, Magnoliopsida, Fabales, Fabaceae. Gene Ontology annotation, biological process: lactate catabolic process.